GCUGAAGGUAACUCGUAUUGGUUUGGACUCGAUAAUCUAAAUCAAGAGAUUUCGUUCCAAUGGAUUGAUGGCACUCCACUCUACAAUAAUACAUUUCCUGAUUGGUCGAAAGGUAAUGCAACCCUAUUCGAAAGAGAACGAUGUGUUCAUCAGCAGGUUGAAAAUGGAUGGAGAAAACUACCAUGUACAUCUUACCUCAGGUUCGCAUGUGAAAAGGCUCCGAGUCCGCGACAGAUCCUUCCUGUACGUCUAAUGGCAGCUACUCCAUCACCCUAUGGAGGAGGUCUGCAAGAUGCCACAUUUCUCUGUCUACUCGGCACAGAGAAUGAUGAGAUUCUCACAUUCUCUACCAGAAGACUCGUCCGUCUGACCGAGGAUAUAACUGCCGAUAGUUAUACAGCUCCAGGAGACAGCAUUGUUGUAUCAUCUGUAUUAUUAAGGCAGACUCUGCCAGCUACUAUGGAGGGCUUGGGAUUUUUCGAAUGUUCUUCAGUGACAGCCAGUAGAAUGACAUCUGUUCCUCUUGGCAUUCUUCUUUCUGCCCGUCAAUUCCAACCCAUUGAUGGUCGGUUUACAAAGACAAUACAUAUUGGAGAUGAUAUCACACUCAGUGUGAUGAGCACGACAGGGAUGGUCGGUGAAGACGGGGUAAGAUGGCGGAAAGUCACUGAUGUAGACUGGGCUAAUUCACUCAUUGGAACGAGUUCCAACAGUCUAUCACACACAAUUCAAUCUGCAUCUAUCGCAGACGGCGGUGUGUAUGUGACGUUCGUGGAUGGAACGUUGGAACAACAUCAAUUCAGCUUCAUUAGACUCAUCGUAAAGGAAUGCCCUUAUGGAAGAUGGAAUCCACCAUUAUGCGAUCGUUUGUGUGAUAAUUGUUAUAAUGGAGGCGUCUGCCAUGAACUCUCAGGAACAUGCAUCUGUCCUCCUGGCCAUGCUGGAAAGAACUGCCUCCAAGCAUGUGGGAUGCAUAAGUUUGGCUGGGACUGUGAGUUUGUAUGUGGAACAGGUCAGCCUCUGGACAAGUGUGCUGGAAGUCAGAUCUGUCUACCGGAUCCUUAUGGAUGUAACUGUUUAGCUGGAUAUACAGGAAUUUACUGCAAUGAAACAUGUUUAGUUGGUAUGUUCGGAGCUGAUUGUCUUCAAGAAUGUCACUGUAUUAAUGGAGCAGAUUGUGAUGACUUCACUGGGGAAUGUCCUGGAGAUUGCUUGCAAGAAUGGUCCGGACCAGCAUGUCAAGUUCCUUCUGUUUGCCCAAACGGAUACUUCGGGACUAACUGUACACAGAAUUGCAAUUGCAAGAAUGGUACAGCAUGCCAUAAAGAUUCUGGACACUGUGACGAGGUCCAAGGGCGGUGCGACUUUGGAUAUGUCACUGAAUCUGUCGAGUUUCCAGCCAACUGCAUGACAUGUAAAUGA
Messenger RNA from Strongylocentrotus purpuratus (purple sea urchin), 1422 nucleotides. RefSeq names its product tyrosine-protein kinase receptor Tie-1-like. The transcript is spliced from 9 exons. NCBI's taxonomy places the organism in Eukaryota, Metazoa, Echinodermata, Echinoidea, Camarodonta, Strongylocentrotidae. The coding region runs from base 253 to 1422 and encodes 389 amino acids. The record is from RefSeq and is a predicted model, not a curated record.